Messenger RNA from Ornithodoros turicata, 2344 nucleotides. RefSeq names its product zinc finger Ran-binding domain-containing protein 2-like. The transcript has 8 exons. Bases 86 to 1042 code for a protein of 318 amino acids. Lineage: Eukaryota; Metazoa; Arthropoda; Arachnida; Ixodida; Argasidae. Gene Ontology annotation, molecular function: lipopolysaccharide binding; RNA binding. The record is from RefSeq and is a predicted model, not a curated record. Gene Ontology annotation, biological process: RNA processing.
UCAGCGCGGGCUCAGUCCGAUGUGCGAUGGACGGUAGUUUGGUUGGGUAGUUGUUAUUGUCUACCGGUAAGAUAUCGGAAGUAAAAUGCACAGUGAAGAAGAACGCUACUACUCUGGUUCAGAAAAGCAUAGAUCUUCGAAGGAUGGCAAAAAGUUCCGAAUGAAUGACGGUGAUUGGGUUUGCCCCGAUCCUCAAUGUGCCAACGUCAAUUUUGCCCGAAGGACCAGUUGCAACCGUUGUGGAAAAGACAAAAUUGAGUUGCCUUCAAAACGUAAGCUUGGACACGAAAUUGGAAAAGCAGCUGCGGAAAAGAGUCGCGGCCUCUUCAGUGCAGACGACUGGCAAUGUGGAAGGUGCGGAAACGUCAACUGGGCGCGGCGCUCAACUUGCAACAUGUGCAACGCCCCAAAGUUUGGCGAAGUUGAAGAAAGAACAGGUCUGGGCGGCGGCUACAACGAACGCGAGAAUGUGGAGUACAUAGAACGGGAGGAAUCUGACGGAGAGUAUGACGACUUUGGCAGGCGGAAAAAGAAACAGCGCAGAGACUCGGAAGACUCGGGAGCAGAGUCUAGUUCAGUCGCCAAGCAACAGCAGCAGCAUUCGAAACCAGAUGAGGUGACUGUGCCUAAUGAAGAAGAUGAGGAGGAGGACGAAGAUGAAGAUGGGGAUCUAUCAAAGUACGACUUGAGUGGCUGGGGGGACGACGACGACGACGGAGGAGACAAGGCUGAAAAGCAGGGAGAACCCAAGAGUGGAGAAACUAAGUCAGAGUCGAGGAAGAGUCGCAGCAGCGACUCAUCUUCAUCCUCGUCCAGUCGGAGCUCGUCAGUGAGCCAUUCGUCGGAGAGGCGUCGUCGGCGGAGCAGCUCCUCAUCCUCCUCCUCUUCCUCGAGGUCCAGGUCCCGUUCGAGAGACAGGCAUCACCGGGAUGAGAACUCCAGGGACAGCAGCAGCAGGUCGAGCAGCGGAUCUUCGACGCGGAGGCGCUCAAGGUCCAGGGAAAGGUUUGCAAGGGGAAAAAACAAUGCAUGGGGCGUGUAGCUAGACUGCCUUGCUUUUGUGUGUUUUUGGGGCCAUAUUCUCCUCUCUUCUUUUUAUGCCUAUUGAAAAGUUAAUUUUGGCAACCAUAUGGAGGGUAAUAUUGCGAAUUUUUUUUAGGAAGUUCAAUUUAAAUCUCGAUUUUUUUAAGGCUCACUCUAGACCUUUUUUGAGUUUAAAAAGAAGGUAUUUAUUUUGUUUCGUAUUAUAAAUGAAUGUAGCUGAAGGACUCGACACACAAAUUGUAAACAUGUAUCUCGAGUAAUUUUUUUUUAAGAACCAGCAAGCCUCCGCAACUUUUGGUUAUGCAAAGAGCAAAUGACAUCCUGAUUCCCAUGCGAGCAUUUAUCUCCUGGCAACUGUACACCACCUUCUCUGGUAGGCAGGGUUUUCUGGUUUCGAGAGGGACGACAAUUUGAGCAACAUCGUGCCAUCAUGAUUAAAAUUAGAAGUUGACCUAAUAUAGAAUAUAUAAUUCCACAUUACAUCAUCCGCCAUGUUGAUUACAGUGUCAUGAAUUUGUUGAUCAGUGGACCUUUUUCACAUUCGCGCCGUAUCCUAGUGGCUCUCCAGCGAACCACCGUCUGCACGUGCCAAAACGAACCCACAAAGUCCCUACCCAUGUGUCCUUACUACCGUCAGCCCCGUCCAGCGGCAUGUCCUAGAUACGGAGAUAUCCUUGUCCGCCACCCCCAAGGUCAUCGACGCCGCGACGCAUACACAUGAGUGGUUGUGAAAAAGGCCCGUUGGUUUAGUUGAUUAGGAAAUAGUUUUGUUCGUCAAAGGACCUGAAUAUGGCAGGUGUGGCUCACGAGAAGAAAAAAAAAAAAAACGUAACAGAGCCAUAAAAUGCACAGUGGAUUCCCAUGUACUAGCUGCCGUUGUGCUUGGCAGCGUAAUUGUAGAAGAGUAAAUGUUAAGAGUAACAUUCAGCGUUGCUUCUUUUCUCAUUGCAGAGAUCGUGAUCGCAGGCACAACUGAUGCCGUCUGCAAACAAAGACCCAACACCCUUUUAUUUUGUGUUCUUGCCGCUUGUCCUAGAGCUAUGUUCCGUAGAGGAUCCCGCUAAGCCUCUAAGGCUUUCUCGAAGCUGCAGUACCGGGGAACAUGCACUUAUUUCUCCGACUCAUCCUGGGAGGGGCUUUAAUAGUGGAACAAAUAAACAGCAUUUGAUUGUUUCAUAAUUGUCAUGUUUUGAAGUGGUAGUGCAAGUUCGAGGGUACAGCACUGUAGACUACAACUGGAAUGUCUUUAGGUCAAAUGUGAGUUUGGGGCAAAUAAUAAAUAAAAAAAUACUAAAACAGG